AUGAAUUCUUCAAGAAACGACACUCAAGACUCUAAGAGAGCGACUAUACAUUAUAGUAACAGAGAGCUGUUACAACUAGAAAAUGAUAUAAAAUAAACUUACCGAUUUCGAGAGCCAACUAAAGAAAAACUCAAGUAUUGUCCAAGUACUUGAGCAGAAAAUAGCUAAGAUGCUUAAGAAGCAAGCAGAAUUAGACAUGGUGACUCAAGACCUGACUAUUUACAAAGACCAGAAGCAUGAGGAAUUUUAUAAGCGAAUGAGAGAUAAGACUGAUAUUACAGAGACCACUAGGCUGAAGAACAGCGUCUCUCAUAGAUUCCAGGAGCUCCAGUUCCAGAUAGAUACCACCAAUGCUGAGAUUUAUAAGAUAUAUAAAUCAAAUUAUGUGAAUAAAGAACAGCUGGAUAAGUUUAGCAAUAAUUUUGUGAAGAAGGAAGAAUAUGAAUUUUUGAUAGAGGAAAUCAACAGAAUCGAUGAAACUUUAAAAAAUUUGGAGGAUGAGUUUACCGAUGAUCAAAGUGAAUUCUCAGCAGCAGAAGAAACAGAUUCAAAUGUCAAAUAAGACAAUUAAAAACUCAGAAGCUAGCAUAGCACUAGAAAUUAAAGACAAAGUAAACGAUAUAACUCCCACUUACGGAUCCAAAAAGUAUUCAUCUAAAGACAGCUCAGCUGAAGAAAAUCCUCCCCGAAAGCCAGCACCAAAGAAGAUUCCUCGGAGGAAGAAGCCCCCAGUAAUAACUCUGAAUGAAGCUAAGGACCAGAAGUCAGAGUCUAUUGGAAACCCCAUCUCGCCUGCUGCCUCUGACAAACCUGAGCUAAAUCCUUUCUAUCAGGCUAAGUUUCAGAAUAAGAACGGGUUUAGCUCCCUUAAAAACAACAUUGUUGAUAAAUAGCAUGCAGUCUUUCUCUGAUUUGAAUUAUUUCAUGCAAAAUGAAGAGAGAAAAGAUGAGAUUGGAGCUCUUAGUGAAGACAAAGAAUCUCCUGAUAAGUCUUUACAGUCACAUAUAAGUAACGAUUUUGAUAGGAUAAAAGGAGCACGGAGCCAGAUCAAAAGACUUGAAUCUAAAAGCUCAAACAAGAUAUCAAUUCAAAGACUUAACACAAAGAUCUCAAACAUCACUUCUAGGCGUAGGGCGAAUGCCAAGAAGGUCGAUAGCUUAGUAUCUCAAUACGAUGCGUUAGAGACAAACUUGAAGACAGUUCUAGACGCUACUUGGGACCUUAAGAGUACUCAAAAGAAGCAUGCUGAGGCACUGAAGACUAUCUCAGACCAGAUCACUAAUCUCUCUAGUGAGACUGCCAACCUGGCCUUGAUGAACAACAAGGUGUCUGAAGCAGUAGAGAAGGUUGCUUCUAAGAUGCCUAAGACAGACGGUCAAAUAAAGUCCUUGGUGAGGAAUUCUGAGUUGAAGAAUAAGGAGAUACAAAAUGAAAUAAGGGAGCUUGAGGGAGCCAAAAGUAGGAUUAUUCAGACAGAGGUAGAUCUUAGGCAAAUAAGCAAUAAGAUAGCCCUUAUGAAUAAGAGAAAGGUUCCAGACUGAAAUUGUGAGGCAAUGAUGAAGCCUUGGAUGGGAGAGGUUGAAAAACGUAUUCUGAGGGUUGUUAAAGAUGUUAAGGAAUGGAGCAGACACAAUGUUGAUUUUAAACAGGUUUUCAAAGAAGUAGGCCAAGUAGAUCAGAGAGUCCAGAUGGAAGUAGAGCAAAUUUAAAAGUGUCAACGAAGGUGUCCUCAGAGAAGUCAGAAGAAUUGAAAGAAACAUCACCAAAGACAGAGCUAUUUCAUUCUCCCCUUUCUCUGAGAAAGAUAAGUUAUUUAUGUCCUCACCUAGCGAAUUCCGGCCAGGUACUAAUUAUACUUCCAAAAGGGUGAAAUCUCCGAUUUCUAAAACUAAAAUUACAAGUGAUAAUCAAACAGUGCAUUUUAAUCAUCAUAAUACCUCUAACUAUGUACACAAGGGUGCUAAAAAGCCUGAUAAAAUAGCUGUUCGGACCUUAAAAUCAGUGAAACUCAAGAAGAGAUACAAGCAGAUGUAUGAGAGGAUAAGAUCCCCUCAAGUGACUGGACACAAGCCACUUGAUUUGAGAGAGAUUAAGAAGUACAUUCACGAUUAAAGACUCUUCGUUGGGGAUACCCUUUAGUCAGAUAGAUGGUAAUUUAGGAACCUCUUGACUGCAUUUAGGUAUUCAAACUAGAUAUAAAUUUUUC
This is a messenger RNA of Moneuplotes crassus, 2207 nucleotides long. Lineage: Eukaryota; Ciliophora; Spirotrichea; Euplotida; Euplotidae. The record is from the annotation of a GenBank genome assembly.